Molecule: messenger RNA, 453 nt
Organism: Huiozyma naganishii CBS 8797
Lineage: Eukaryota; Fungi; Ascomycota; Saccharomycetes; Saccharomycetales; Saccharomycetaceae
Gene: DTD1
Product: D-tyrosyl-tRNA(Tyr) deacylase
Exons: 1
Coding region: 1-453 (150 amino acids)
Biological process (GO): tRNA metabolic process
Cellular component (GO): cytoplasm
Molecular function (GO): D-tyrosyl-tRNA(Tyr) deacylase activity
Source: RefSeq, a predicted model, not a curated record
AUGAAAGUUGUUUUGCAGAAAGUAAGCCAGGCUUCCGUUACAGUGGAUAGUAAAGUCAUCUCCAGCAUCCGGAAGGGGUACAUGCUGCUGGUAGGUAUAUCCACCGAAGACGACAAAAAUGACAUUAACAAGCUAUCCAAUAAAGUGUUAAACUUGAGAAUCUUUGAAGACGAGCAAGACAACCUAUGGAAGAAAAACAUCAAAGAGGUAAACGGUGAAAUCUUAUCGAUCUCACAGUUCACACUGUUGGCAAGGACAAAAAAGGGCACUAAGCCGGAUUUCCAUAUGGCACAGAAGGGCCACAUUGCCAAGGAGUUGUACGCUGAUUUCCUCUCGGAAUUAAGGGCCGGAUUGACCCCCGAGAGUGUCCAAGAUGGAGAAUUCGGUGCCAUGAUGAGUUGCCAACUGUGCAACGAGGGGCCAAUCACAAUCAUACUGGACAGCAAGCAAUAA